GGGUAAAACAGUAAAAAAAAACUGCGGUGACGAUUUAGUGCUCUCCUCUACUCUUCUGAUCAAACAGCUCGACGAACCUUCACUCAAAUGGCGUCUUGUUCUCUUCCCUUGUUCCCAUGCCUUUCCUCGCUCAAAAUGAAGAUCAAUCCCAUGGCGGCUCUCACCAAUUCCUCUAAAACGAUAGCUCCAUACGAGCUGAAAAUGGGACAAAACCGUCUUUUUCACAAGCUCCCCUCUGGUCUAAAAAUGGAGGUAAUUGAACAGAGGAGAAGCAAAUCCGAAAGAGACAAUCCACCAUUGGUGUUUGUACAUGGAAGCUACCACGCAGCUUGGUGUUGGGCUGAACAUUGGUUACCUUUCUUCUCUUCUUCUGGGUUUGAUUCUUAUGCUGUUAGCUUAUUAGGUCAGGGUGAAAGUGAUGAACCUUUGGGAACAGUUGCUGGAACACUUCAGACGCACGCAAGUGAUAUUGCGGAUUUUAUAGAAACGAAUCUUGGUUCUUCACCACCUGUGCUUAUUGGUCAUUCGUUUGGAGGACUCAUUGUUCAAUAUUACUUGGCAAAUAUUGUAAACAAACAGUCAGUAGGAGCAGAAAAUGCAUAUCCAGAACUUUCAGGGGCUGUAUUGGUUUGCUCAGUUCCACCUUCCGGUAAUAGCGGAUUAGUGCUACGUUAUCUCUUCUCUAAACCUGUAGCCGCGUUUAAGGUUACUUUCAGUUUAGCUGCUAAAGGUUUUCAGAAAUCUAUUCCUCUUUGUCGGGAAACAUUCUUCUCUGAAGCCAUGGAUGAUCAACUAGUGAAGCGUUACCAGGAUCUUAUGACAAAGAGUUCACGGAUGCCGCUGUUUGACCUGAGGAAGCUAAACGCAUCACUUCCGGUGCCUAAACCAAUGGAGAACUCGACAAAAGUUCUUGUUUUAGGUGCCAAAGAUGAUUUCAUAGUGGACGAUGAAGGACUUAAGGAAACCGGGCGGUUUUAUGAGGUUGAACCGGUUUGUAUUGAAAGUGUUGCUCAUGACAUGAUGCUAGAUUGUUCAUGGGAGAAAAGUGCUGAUGUUCUUUUGAAUUGGCUACGUGGUUCGUCUAAACUGGGAAAUUUACAUGCUUAAUGGACUACUCUCGUAGGUGCUUUGCUUCUCACUUCUUUUCUUUUCUUCCGGGAACAUUUUAGUUUAAAAUUUUCUUAGUUAGAUUAUGUGAAGUUUGACUUAGUUUGUGGAUACUUGAUGGUAAAGAUGCUCAUUGAUUCAUUGUGUGAGGAAAUCAACAUUUUCAAGUGGUC
Camelina sativa (false flax) is the source of this 1280-nucleotide messenger RNA. RefSeq lists its product as uncharacterized. Lineage: Eukaryota; Viridiplantae; Streptophyta; Magnoliopsida; Brassicales; Brassicaceae. Gene Ontology annotation, molecular function: carboxylic ester hydrolase activity; lysophosphatidic acid acyltransferase activity. The record is from RefSeq and is a predicted model, not a curated record. Gene Ontology annotation, biological process: lipid homeostasis; phosphatidic acid biosynthetic process.